This is a messenger RNA of Suricata suricatta (meerkat), 282 nucleotides long. Its product is annotated as keratin-associated protein 6-2-like. NCBI's taxonomy places the organism in Eukaryota, Metazoa, Chordata, Mammalia, Carnivora, Herpestidae. The record is from RefSeq and is a predicted model, not a curated record. Bases 1 to 282 code for a protein of 93 amino acids. The transcript has a single exon.
AUGUGUUGCAACUACAGCAACUCCUGUGGCUAUGGCUGCGGAUAUGGCUAUGGCUGUGGAUGUGGCCCCUAUUAUGGCUGUGGCUAUGGAACAGGCUAUGGCUGUGGAUAUGGUACCAGAUAUGGCUGUGGCUAUGGCUCCCGAUAUGGCUGUGGAUAUGGCUGUGGCUAUGGCUCCUGCUGUGGCUAUGGCACCGGAUAUGGCUGUGGCUAUGGCUAUGGCUCUGGCUGCUGUGGCUACAGACCAUUUUGCUACAGAAGAUAUUAUUCUUCUUGCUGCUAG